This is a messenger RNA of Tribolium castaneum (red flour beetle), 1449 nucleotides long. It is a transcript of the gene mof, whose product is annotated as males absent on the first. The coding region runs from base 30 to 1385 and encodes 451 amino acids. Gene Ontology annotation, cellular component: chromatin; MSL complex. The transcript is spliced from 7 exons. The record is from RefSeq and is a predicted model, not a curated record. NCBI's taxonomy places the organism in Eukaryota, Metazoa, Arthropoda, Insecta, Coleoptera, Tenebrionidae. Gene Ontology annotation, molecular function: histone H4K16 acetyltransferase activity; transcription coregulator activity. Gene Ontology annotation, biological process: positive regulation of transcription by RNA polymerase II; negative regulation of DNA-templated transcription.
GCGUCCUUCCGCGCCGCCAAAAUUUCAAGAUGGCUGAUAGCAACAAGCCACCGGAGACGCCUUCCGAAACAAUGCGUAAAAAAUCAGAAAGUGAGAACAAACCGUCGCAAUCACACGAUGAAGACAACGAAAGUAUGGAAGAACAGCCUCUGGACAUCGGGGUGCAUUAUUUGGUGCAAAGAUCGGACGAUUCGUGGUAUCCUGCCGAGAUAAUCCAGACGAGAUAUGGUGACAGUGAGUACGAGUAUUACGUGCAUUAUGAGGGGCAGAAUCGGCGGCUGGACGAAUGGGUGCCAAGGGCUAGGAUUAUGAAUUCCAGGUUUAAUUUAACGGAGAGUGGACAGAAAAUGCCCACUGACAAGGUGUGGAAGGAGCGGCCAGUGGUUUCUGAUUUAUUGACUGACAGUUCGGACCGGAAAAUCACCAGGAAUCAGAAGAGAAGGCACGAUGAAAUAAACCACAUCCAGAAGACAUACGCGGAAAUGGACCCAACUACUGCAGCUUUAGAGAAGGAACAUGAACAAAUAACCAAAGUUAAAUAUAUUGAUAAGAUACAAAUUGGGCGGUUUGAGAUCGACACAUGGUAUUUUAGCCCAUAUCCUGAGGAAUAUGGCCGACAGAGCAAAUUAUGGAUAUGUGAAUAUUGCCUCAAAUACAUGAGAUUAGAAAAAAGUUACAGAUAUCAUAUGAGCGAAUGUACAUGGAGACAACCGGUUGGUAAAGAAAUUUACAGAAAAGGAACACUUUCGGUUUAUGAAGUUGACGGAAAAGACCACAAAAUUUAUUGCCAGAAUCUUUGCCUCCUGGCGAAGCUGUUUCUAGACCACAAAACACUGUACUUUGACGUUGAACCUUUCCUCUUUUACAUUUUAUGCGAAGUUGACAAGCAAGGGGCACACAUUGUUGGUUACUUCUCCAAAGAGAAAGAAUCUCCAGACGGAAAUAACGUCGCGUGUAUCCUCACAUUGCCCCCUUAUCAGAGGCAAGGCUACGGCAAGCUUUUGAUAGCCUUCAGUUACGAGUUGUCGCGGCUUGAGGGCACCGUGGGCAGCCCCGAACAGCCCCUUAGUGAUUUGGGAAAAUUGAGUUAUAGGAGUUACUGGAGUUGGGUUUUGUUGGAGAUUUUGAGGGACUUUCGGGGCACUUUGUCGAUCAAAGAUUUGAGCCAAAUGACUAGUAUUACCCAGACUGAUAUAAUUUCAACCUUGCAAAGCAUGAAUAUGGUCAAAUAUUGGAAAGGUCAGCACGUGAUUUGUGUCACACCCAAACUGGUAGAAGAACAUAUCAGAUCAAGUCAGUACAAAAGGCCGCGAUUGUGUGUUGACAGUACGGCGCUGCGGUGGGCCCCCAGAAGACACACCAACAAUAAGUUAGGAAAAAAAUGAUGUGAUAAUAUGCUUUAAGUUGUAUUACCUUGAGUUUGUUGCUGAAUAAAGAUUUUUAUUACCA